GCGAGUGUUUUUCAAUUUUAAAAUUAGGAGCAACAAAACUGUCUUUACAACACUGACUCUUUCAUAACUCACGUCAAAAUAAUUAUAUUCAACUUGACAUAACAAAAAUAUUUGUGUCAGCCUGAUAUUUAAUUAAAACACGAAUUAUUUAUUAAAUUGAAUUUGUUUAGAUGAUAUACAAUAUAUAUAUACGUGCUAACUACAAGGUAUAUAUAUGGUUUAUCAAAAAGAUUUUAUUAAAACGAGUGAACAUUAAUAACUAAUUUUCUGCUGCAGAAUUUAUAAAGUGUUUAAUCAUCGAUAAAAAAGUAUGGAAGUUUUAUAUUCAGUUCGUAAAAAGUGGAUGCCGGCAAAUGUUUCUCCUCUACUAAAUUGCAUAUCGAUCUCAAAACUUUCUUCAAAAAAUAUAUUAGCCUUUACAAGUCAACAUGAUUUGCAAGCAACGUCAGAAAGUAACAUUAAUAAAUCGAUAAACAAUCAAAUGAUUAGUGGUUCCAUUGUCUACGUCUGUGAUAUUACCGCACCAUUUUAUGUAUUUCGAGUUACAGAGACGAGGAAAACAACAAUAACAGUAUUAGAGUGGGAUGUAGCUAGCAAAAAUUUAUUAUUGGGUGAUUCAGAAGGUAAUAUUCAAAUUUGGACUCAAAAAACUAAUUUAUUAUCAGAAUGGCAUCAGGUUUAUGUCGUUAAGCUUCCAAGUGAGAAAAUUGUUAAAGCUGCAUUCUUUCAUAAUGGUAGAAAAUUAAAUUUUGCAUCUGAAAAACGGGACAUGGUUUAUUACAUGGAAAAAUUUCAACGUGCUAAGUUUUCACCUAGUGUAAGGCAAUUUGGUGGUGUUGCCGCAGAAGGCUGUAUAGUGAUAACAUCAACAGGAUUGAUAGGUGCCUUUCUACUUCCUGGCCAGUGUAUUAGUCCAACAAAUCACCAAUCUCAACAACAACAGCAAAAUGUUUUUCAAGGACCUGUAAACAAUAUGCAAUUACCGAUAAUCUUAAAACCUGUAACACAAAGCUUAGGUUUGAUAAGAAGUCAUAUAACUACAGCAUCUAUAGCUUUUGGUACAAACGAUUAUUCAGAUGGACAUUUUCGUGUUGCUGUAGCUAAUUCGGAAACAAAUAAACAGAAUAUGCAACUGAUGGUACAAAGCUAUCGUGUCACUUUAAAGAUAAUUGAUCAUGGGAAUUUGUUGAUAAACAGUCAUGCUUUGCCAAGUUUCUUUUUACUAGAAGGAUCAGGAAGAGAUUUGCUGGAUAUGAAAAUAACGCAUUUAUGCUGGACUUCUUCGGAAGACAUAGAUUCAUUAAUAGUUGCUACAAAAACAAUGAAUGGGAGUUUCAUAGAACUCUGGUCUUUAGUAGAAAAAGUAACUCCAAUUCAUAAAUUAUUACAAACAAACAAAACUGAAAUUUACAAAACUGUUGCUUGGACAAACCAACACAGUUUUAGAUACCCUAGUUCCAUUGUAGUGGAUAUAGCUGUUUCAAAAAUUUUAUUUGAUAACUCGUAUAUAUUUCUGGCUAUGGAAGACAAUACGGUACAUAUAUUAACAAAAGAUUUAAAAAAAAUUACAAGUACAACAGUAACAACAAGUUACGCCUUUGAAAGCGGUUCAGGUACACCAAAGCCAAAAAUUCAAAGAGCUGGAGGUACAUUAAUGUCUAUGGAUGUGACAUUUUUUGGUCAUUUAUUAUUAGUAGUUGACAGCCAUAGUCAAAUUCAUGCAAUUCGUUUGCCACAACAUUAUCAUGAGCAAAACAGCAUAGUACUUUCUCAUUUGGUAUCUCUUUUUGAAUAUAGUAUUGUUAGUGGAAUAGAUGCCUCUGAUUUAUUAGUAUCAGUACGCUCAAAUUUACUUGAAAAUAUAAUUGAAAAAUUAACGGAAAAUUUUACUCGCCAAUCGUCAUCAAUACAACAAUAUUAUUACGUUAAUUUCUUAACAGUUAAAAUUAAUUUAUAUAGAAUGCAAAUCACUGGACAAUCGAAAGCAAAUGAUUUGACAAGUUUACUAAUGCUUCAUUCAAUUUUAAUAGCAUUCAAAAGCUUACUAAGACCCUCGGAUUUAAGUAGUCACGAUAAAGGACCGGCAGAAAAUUUGGCGAUGGUUUUAUCUGAUUCUCAGUUAGAUAUUGAUAAAGUUUUGACAAAUCUGCACGCUAAAGAUUUUACGGUGGAAUCAUUUACUGUUCAGAGUUUACAACAACUCAUUCAAUGGGUGUCAGAUCUAGCUUUAAAUAUUUUGGCGAAGUUGCCACAGAAUUAUAAUCAAGGACCUUCUAGUAAAAAUUGUGGUUAUGAUAUUAGCAAAGACAUUGUCGCGUUAAAUAGCAUUCGAGAGCUCCUUGUAAUGAUUCGUAUUUGGGGGCUUUUAAACUCGCAGUGUUUACCAGUAUUUUCGCGAUCUGUGGAAAACUUGGACAUUCUCUCUACCCUGUUUAGGUUAUUAACCCGUCUCGCAUUGAAUCCAUCUGAACCCGAUGAAGUUCUUUUAGAUGAAUGCUGCUUGCUGCCAAGUCAAGUUCUUAUACCUCAAAUACAGCAUAAUUCUCCAAUCGUUUCCAUUUCAUCUCCUGUGUUACAUUUGAAUAGUUUGCCUUUGCUAUUGUUCUACAAUAUUGAACCAGACUUUUUAACUUUCCAUCAAGAUAUACAACCAAUAGAAGGUGGUUUGGUAAACGACGGUUAUAUUGACAGUGUUCGUAAUUUGUGGUUAGGUAAAAAACCAUCAACUUUGCGUAAAUGCUUGCGCUGUGGAGCUUGCAGUAUAUUUGGGAGUGUUGCUAAAACCGCUGCUAUGAAGGCGUGGGAGCAAAGAUGGGUGAACAAUUGCCGUUGUGGUGGAUAUUGGAUAUUACAAAAAUCUGCAAAAACAUAAAACUUUAACAAUUAUGAAGAAAACUAAAACGUGAAAUAUUUUAUAUACGAAAUUUU
This is a messenger RNA of Condylostylus longicornis, 2928 nucleotides long. It is a transcript of the gene MED16, whose product is annotated as mediator of RNA polymerase II transcription subunit 16. Gene Ontology annotation, cellular component: mediator complex. Gene Ontology annotation, biological process: positive regulation of DNA-templated transcription. The record is from RefSeq and is a predicted model, not a curated record. NCBI's taxonomy places the organism in Eukaryota, Metazoa, Arthropoda, Insecta, Diptera, Dolichopodidae. Bases 311 to 2872 code for a protein of 853 amino acids. Gene Ontology annotation, molecular function: protein binding. The transcript is spliced from 3 exons.